AUGGGUGACGUAGGCGGCUGGAGUACUAUCGAGUCUGACGAGGGUGUAUUCACAUCCCUCAUCGAGACUCUAGGCGUGCAAAAUGUCCAAUUCGAAGAGCUCAUCUCACUCGACGCAGACACAAUACGCUCCCUUGGUUCCGUCUACGGAGUGAUCUUCCUAUUCAAAUGGACCCGCGAAGCAGCCGGGGCUCGCGCGGAGGCCCCAAUCGACGGCACAUAUGACGAGACCGCAGCAGAGAACAACGUCUUCUUCGCCGCGCAAACAAUCCAAAACGCCUGCGGCACACAAGCUAUCCUCUCCGUCAUCCUGAACCACGAUAACCCGCCUAAACCUCUCCCCGCCAUCCCGCUCGGCACUGAGCUUGCCUCCUUCAAAGACUUCACAACUGGCUUCCCGCCCGAACUCCGCGGCGAGGCCCUAUCCAACUCGGAGGCUAUUCGCACCGCACACAACACUUUCGCAAAGUCUCAAUACCCGCCCGAGGAGACACAUUUCAAUCUUAUGGCUGUUGUGCAGGAUCCUCGGCCGCGGGCGCGGGAGAUCGGAGACGCCGAGACGCUAGAGCGGGAGGAGAGGAAGAGGGCUGCGUGGCAGUGGGAGAAUACUCUACGGAGGUGGAACUUUGUUGGGUUUAUUGGGGAGAUGAUGAAGGGGGUUGCUGGGGCUAAGGAGCGAGAUGGGAAGUAUGAUGAGUGGGUUGAUGCUGCCAAGGCUGAGACGAGAAAGAAGAUCGAGAGCAGGAGAGGUGCUUGA
Molecule: messenger RNA, 756 nt
Organism: Penicillium cosmopolitanum
Lineage: Eukaryota; Fungi; Ascomycota; Eurotiomycetes; Eurotiales; Aspergillaceae
Product: putative 26S proteasome-associated ubiquitin C-terminal hydrolase
Exons: 4
Coding region: 1-756 (251 amino acids)
Biological process (GO): ubiquitin-dependent protein catabolic process; protein deubiquitination
Cellular component (GO): cytoplasm
Molecular function (GO): cysteine-type deubiquitinase activity
Source: RefSeq, a predicted model, not a curated record